UGGACCUGGCGUUUUUCAUAUCUCUGUUCACAGGAACUUCGUACCCAGACAAUGAGCCUUAAGAACUGAAAGAUCUUACUACAUGUCUCACAGAGAUGGCAUACGAGGUGGAAUAUGUCAUUGACUCGAUUGAGAUGGGGAUAGGUGCUAAUUUGCAACAUUUGCUAUGGAUUUAUGAUCUCCAAGAAAGGAUUAGAUUCAUCAAGCAUCUGGCAAAAAAUACUGGGGUCCUUAGUGUCGCCCAGAUUAGGGGGCAUGUACGACAAGCCAGUACACCAAAAACUGACAAAAUGGUGAUAUCUCUUGGUGAUCAGGAACAAGAGGUAAUUGAUAGGCUAACACGGGGAUCAUCGAAACGAGAUGUUGUAUCUCUUGUUGGUAUGGCAGGUAUUGGAAAAACCACCCUGGCAAAGAAGCUAUACAAUGAUCCAAAUAUAGUCUAUCACUUUCACUGCCGUGCAUGGUGUUCCGUUUCACAGGUAUACCUGAAAAGGGACUUGUUGCUCAACAUUCUGAGAGAUAUUGAAGGACUUACAGAUGAGAUUCAUGAGAUGAGUGAAGCAGAUUUAGAACAAAGGUUGAGGCAGCGGUUGUUGAAAAACAAGUACCUUAUAGUUCUGGAUGAUGUUUGGGAUGUUGAGGUCUGGAAUGUCUUGGAAAGAUCGUUACCUGAUGAUGGAAACGGAAGUAGAAUCAUGAUAACAAGUCGCCUCCGCAAGGUGGCUUUAGAAGCUAAACCCGACAGUGAUCCCCAUUCUCUUCGUCUACUAAAUCGUGAUGAAAGCUGGAAACUACUGCAAAUGAAGAUAUUUCAUGAAGAAGGAUGCUGUCCUGAGGAACUAGUCGACAUUGGGGAGCAAAUUGCUGAACGCUGUGGGGGGCUGCCUCUAGCGAUUGUUGCAGUGGCUGGUAUCCUAGAAAAGACUGAAAAGGAAUUGGAGCAGUGGAAACUGAUUGCCAAAGAGUUGAACUCCCGAGUAAUUGGUGAUGCAGAAACUCGGUGCAAGGACAUAUUACAGUUGAGCUACAGUCACUUACCAGCUCAUCUAAAAGCAUGCUUUCUGUACUUUGGUGCAUUUCAGGGAGAAAAAGAUGUUAGGUUCAGCAAGUUAAUACAGUUGUGGAUUGCAGAAGGCUUUGUACAGAAAAAGGAGCCAAGGAGUUUAGAAGAAACUGCUGAGGAAUACUUGCUUGAUCUAAUUGAUCGGAGCCUAGUAAUAAUUUCCAAAAAGAGAUCCAAGGGUGGAGUGAAAACAUGCCGCAUCCAUGAUUUGCUGCGUGAUUUGUGUCAGAGCCAAUCAUCAGAAGAUAAGUUUUUACAACUUGUAACCAGGUACGAUGAACCGUAUGCUUCUCUUCUUGAUUCAGACCACUGGGUUGACUUUGAUUCUUAUUAUCCUUCAAAUCCUGUAAAAUAUGAGAGCCAUCGACUGUGCAUAUGUUUGAAACGUAAGGUUUUUGUUGAUUCAAGACCUUCUGGUCCAAGCACCCGUUCUUUGAUAUUCUCUGCCUCUAGCGAUACAUAUCCAAGACGUCCAUACAAUCUCUCAUUCAUUCCUCGGCAUUUCAAACUGGUUAAGGUUCUUGAUUUGGAAUGUAUCAAUAUCGGUCAUUCCUUUCCUGCUGAAAUGGAGUUUCUAGUUCAGUUGAGAUAUCUGGCAAUCAGCGGUGAUGUGGGUUCUAUUCCGCGCUCAAUAUCCAAUCUCUGGAAACUUGAAACUCUGAUCGUGAAGGGAUUAAGUGGCAUGGUUUUACUGCCAGAUAGUUUGUGGUGCAUGACAAGGCUAAGGCACAUCCACGUUAAGAAACAAGCUGCUUUCAGCAUGGAAGAUGAAAUGUCUGGAAAUUCCUUCCAACUGGAAAACUUGGUCACUUUUUCUUCACUGUCUCUCUCUUUUGGGAUGGAUACAGAGAAGAUACUAAGGAAGCUGCCCAAUCUUCGAAGCUUCAGUUGUAUAUUUCUGGAUGCUAGGGAUUCCUCUCAGAGUUGUAAUCAGUUUCCAAGGUUAGAUUUUUUACCUCAGCUGGAGUCGCUGAAGAUAUUCUACGCUGGUAGGACUCGCAAGCCUGGGGAAUUCAUUCUUCCCCUAAAUUUAAAGAAAUUAACUUUGUCAAGCUUUGGCCUACCAUGGGAUCAUAUAUCUUCCAUCGGGAGGCUUCCAAACCUUCAGGUUCUUAAAUUAGUUUCUGAAGCCUUUGAUGGGGAAAGUUGGGAUAUGAGGGAAGAUGAGUUUCCUGAACUCAGAUUCCUGCAGUUAGACUCUCUGAACCUCGUUCAGUGGAAUGCCUCUUGUGAUCACCUUCCCAAACUUGCGCAGCUGGUCUUACGAAACUGCAAACGCCUUCAGGAAGUCCCAUAUGAUUUUGCUGAUAUUCCUACGUUGGAGUUAAUUCAAGUGCAACGGUGUGGGAAAUCCCUUGAAGAGUCCGUCAGAAGUAUCGGUGAAGCAACUGAGUGCAUUCAAGUCCUCAUCAGUCGCUCAUAUUCAUAAUGUCAGCCAGCCACUAUGGUACCUUUCUGCUCACUUUAACAUCUUCUGAAGGGCAUGUAAGGCUUUCUGGCUUUUUGUAAACUGAGAAGGUGUCCACAAUCCAAUUUCAGAGUUCACUGGUUCAACAACUUCCUCAAUUAUCUGCUCUAGUCAAGAGAAUCAAGAGAACUUUCAUAGCAAAAGAAGGGGGGAACUGGAAAAAAGCCAGUAGUGUUUCACAGGCUUGACUGUGACAAGCCCUUGGAGGACUUGAGGAAUGAGAUACUUCUCUGUUAUUUGUAUAUGGUGUUGUGGUUUCUUGCCUUUAUGAAUGCUUGUGGCUCACAAGUGCUGCUUCUUUACAAAAGGAAAAAAUUCCAUUUAUAAUGGAAUGAUAAAUGUUGUAUUACAGUCUUGAAGCACUGUAAAUUUGCAUUUCUGCCUUGUUUUAAACUUCACCUUGAGUGAUGCAAAAAAGUCUUUAUUGGGCAUCACUCUCUUUUGGAUUAACUUCAUUAUGCUGGUAAAAUGAUGACCACACUGGUUGACAUCUCAUCUACUGUAUUAGACUUCUUUUUUUUUUUUGGUCAAGUAUUAGACAUAAUGGAUGUUGAG
Messenger RNA from Coffea arabica (coffee), 3086 nucleotides. Its product is annotated as putative late blight resistance protein homolog R1B-14. Gene Ontology annotation, biological process: defense response to other organism. The record is from RefSeq and is a predicted model, not a curated record. NCBI's taxonomy places the organism in Eukaryota, Viridiplantae, Streptophyta, Magnoliopsida, Gentianales, Rubiaceae. Gene Ontology annotation, molecular function: ADP binding.